UUGUUUUAUGCCGUUGUGCCUUCGAGCCGCCGUUCCCUCUCUCAAAGUCUCACUCCCUCUCUCUAGGGUUCCCGCUCUGCGGCGCCCUCCAUUUCCGGUGAUGAAGAACCUGAAACUGUACGCUGAGUACGGUGCGAAGAUCGACCUGCCAUACGAUGGGGAACGCCUUUCUCUCUCGGCUGCCGAUGCGGAACUAAACCGACUCUUUUUUGCUACUUCAGCAAACGCCAUCUACGUCCUUCAUCUCUCUUCCUCUCAGGAAAAUUCAUCAACUGAAUUUUGGGUAUCUGAUGUACCGUUAAGUCCAACAUUGGAGCCAGAUGACUACAUUAUGGCUUUGGAUUAUCUCAUGGAGAAGGAAGCAUUAAUAAUAGGAACUUUGGGUGGUUUUCUGUUACAACACUCCCUGGAUGGUGAUUUAACUGAAGUGGUUGGGAGGGUGGAGGGAGGUGUCAAGAGCAUUGCUGCUAGUCCAGAUGGCAGUCUUCUUGCCGUGGCAACAGGUCUAGGGCAAUUGAUAGUCAUGAACCAAGAUUGGGAUGUUCUGUAUGAAGUCAUGCUUGAACCUCCUGCAUCUGGAUCCGAAAUGAAUGUGCAUUGGGAAGGUUCAUGUGUAUCUAAAGUUCAAGUUUCUUGGCGGGGUGAUGGCAAGUUUUUUGCUACAUUAGUUUCUGCAGGGGGUUCCUCUUCCUUAAGCCGAAUCAGAAUUUGGGACCGUGAAACUGGUGCCUCUCUUUCUUCUUCUGAGUACAAGGUCUUUAUGGGAGGAUCACUAGAUUGGAUGCCUAGUGGUGCAAAAUUGGUGGCUGCAUAUGAUAGGGCAACUGAGCAGAAGUGUCCUUUGAUUGUUGGUUUUGAGAGGAAUGGGCUGGAGAGAGGCUCUUUCAGUAUUGAUGAUGCAGUCGAAGCAACCGUUGAUAUGCUGAAGUGGAAUUGCAACUCAGAGCUUCUUGCAAGUUUAUCUAGAUGCAAAGAGUACGACAGUUUAAAAGUUUGGCAUUUCAGUAAUAACCACUGGUACUUAAAGCAUGAAAGUAGACAUUCAAAGACAGAUUAUGUAAGCUUUUGUUGGGACCCGGUGAAGCCUUUAAACUUGAUUGCAUGGAUGCAAGAUGGUAAAUUCAGGAGUAAAAAUUUUGCAUGGGUAACAGCUGUGACAGAGAAGUCAAUAGCAUUGGUGAUUGACAAUUGUAGCAUACUUGUGUCUCCCCUUUCUAUGUCACUUAUUCCUCCUCCGUUUUCUCUUUUUAGUCUUAAGUUCCAAAGUGCUGUUCAGGACAUUGCUGUUCUGUCUCAACACUCGAAGAACCGCCUUGCAGUGGCUCUAUCUGAUGGCUGUUUAAGUAUCGUGGAGCUCCCGUUGAUGGAUAGCUGGGAAAAUUUGGAAGGUAAAGAGUUUAUUAUUGAAUCUUGUCAUUCUGAUUACAGUUUUGUUGGCAUUGGACAUCUUACAUGGUUAAACCACCAGGUUGUUAUUGCAAUUGGACUUUGUGAAUCCGGUGUGGAUGAUGCUUGUCAUGAAAAAUUUUCCAGAAAUAAUGGAUUCUCUUGUGAAGAUAAAAUGAGACAAGCAUGUAGUUAUCUUUUCAUGGAAGUUCAAUUUAUUUGCUCAGAGGAUUCUGUGGCAGAUACAGUGACCUCUUCAGGUUGGCAUGCAAAGGUUUCCAAAAGAAUAUGCUUGCAAAAGCCGGUCCUUGGUGUAGUUAAAAAUCCUACUGAAGAUGGAUCUGCUUUUGUACAGUUUGUUGGAGGAUCUGUAGUAGAAUACACUUUGAAGUCAGGCUUGAGAAUGCCAUCUUUAGAUGUAGGACAGAAGAACCCUAAUAUCUUUACUGGUUUUACUUCAUCAUGCCCUUGGAUGAAGGCUGCUCAGGUCAGGGAUGAUGGCAUACUCAAACCUUUGAUUUUUGGGAUGGAUGAACAUGGUAGACUGCAUGCACGUAAUAUAAUAGUCUGUAACAAUUGCAGUAGUUUUUCUUUUUAUUCUAGUAGCACUGGAUUAUCAGAGCAAGUUUUUACGCACAUUAUUCUUACCACUAAGCAGGAUUUUCUGCACAUCAUAAGUCUUGGGGACAUACUACAUAAAAACCAUGAAGUUGGAUGUGAAAAAUAUAUUGUGAAUGACGGCAAAAUCAGUAACCAAGAAAGUAGAGAUGCCUUAAAGGUUUGGGAAAGAGGUGCAAAAUUGAUCGGUGUGAUUCAUGGAGAUGAAGCAGCUGUAAUUCUACAGACAACUCGUGGUAAUCUAGAAUGUAUAUAUCCACGAAAAUUGGUUCUUACAUCCAUUGCCAAUGCAUUGAUUGAAGGCCGUUUCAAAGAUUCUAUGCUUAUGGUCAGACGGAACAGGAUAGACUACAAUAUUGUUGUUGACUACUGUGGUUGGCAAGCUUUUCUUCAGGUUGCUCCUGAAUUUGUUAAGCAAAUAAAAAAUCUUAGCCACAUAACAGAUUUUGUGUGUUCCAUAAAAAACGAAAAUGUCAUGGAGACAAUGUACAAGAACUUUGUCACUCUGCCUCUGAUCGGGAAGGAAGGUACUGGCAUGCAUGUGGUGAGAGUUGAGCAUUCUGAUAUGAAAAACAAGGUUUCUGCUGUCCUGUCCUCUGUCCGAAGGGCCCUUGAAGAAUAUGUUCCUGAGAGCCCUGCAAGAGAGCUCUGUAUUUUAACUACACUAGCCCGCAAUGAGCCUCCUGCUCUAGGGGAGGCAUUAAAAAGGAUAAAACGGAUCAGAGAAUUGGAGCUUUCAGGAACAGUCAACAAGAAUGAUCCUGCUGAUAGCAAAUCUUCUCCUUCUGCAGAAGAAGCGCUUAAGCAUCUUUUAUGGUUAUCAGAUUCUGAGGCUGUAUAUGAAACUUCAUUAGGAUUGUAUGAUCUUAAUCUUGCAGCCAUUGUUGCCUUGAACUCUCAGAAGGACCCAAAGGAGUUUCUUCCCUUUCUACAAAAACUAGAGCAAAUGCCACCUAUUGUCAUGCGGUAUACAGUAGAUCUUAAGCUGCGGAGGUUUGAAAGUGCUCUCCUGAAUAUGGCAUCUGCAGGUGAAGACUGUUUUGAGGAUUCCUUGAUCCUUAUGAAGAAGAACCCUCAACUUUUCUCUUUGGGACUUCAAUUAUAUAGUGAUUGUUCUAGGAGGAGCCAAGUAUUUGAAGCCUGGGGUGAUCAUCUUUUUGGAGAAGAGUCUUUUACUGAUGCAGCAUCUGCAUACCUGUGCUGUUCUUCUUUGGAGAAAGCUUUGAAAGCAUAUCGUUCAUGUAACAAUUGGAAGGGUGUGCUUACAGUUGCUGGACUUCUGAACCUUAGCAAAGAAAAGCUGCUGCAAUUGGCACAUGAGCUCUGUGAAGAACUCCAAGCACUUGGUAAACCUGCAGAGGCAGCUAAAAUUGCUCUAGAGUAUUGCCAUGAUGUUCAUAGCGGGAUCAUGUAUUUCAUAAGUGCUCGUGAGUGGGAAGAGGCUCUAAGGGUGGGGUUUCUGCAUGGAAGAGAGGCUUUGAUAUCUGAGGUGAAGAAUGCAGCUGCAGAAUGUGCAAGUGUAUUAAUAUCUGAAUAUGAAGAAGGGGUUGAGAAAGUAGGGAAGUACUUGGCUCGCUAUUUAGCUGUUCGGCAGAGAAGAUUGGCUCUUGCUGCCAAACUACAAUCUGAUGAAAGAUCAGUCAACGAUGAUGAUGAUGAUGCUUCAGAAACCAGCAGUACCUUCAGUGGGAUGAGUGCUUACACUCUGGGGAAAGGAAAAGGCUCAGCUGCAUCUAUCAGCUCUAGCUCUACUAGCAGGACAAAGGAGCGCCGACGUCAGAGAAACCGAGGCAGGAUUCGUGCUGGCAGCCCAGGAGAAGAAAUUGCUCUAGUUGACCAUUUGAAGGGCAUGGCUCUAACAAGUGUAGCUGCACAUGAGCUGAAGACUCUUCUGGGUGCUCUUCUGAUGCUGGGAAAGGAAGAAACUGCCAGAAAGCUACAGCGAAUGGUGAGCAGCUUCCAGUUGUCACAAAGGGCUGCUGUAAAAUUGGCCGAAGAUUGUUUAUCCAAUGAAACCAUGGAUACAAAUGCCUUGUCAUUGGAUAAUUACAUUGAUAAGCUAAAGAAGGAGCUUCCUGAUUACCAAGAUCCCUCAUGGCAGUCGAUAAUACUGCAUCCUCCUCUGCAGAGAUGAAGGGUUGUAUGCAGUGACUGAACGCCCAGCUCACUAGCUCAGUCCAUCUCCUUGUUCUGGAUGUUGACAUGCUCGGGAUGGCAGCUCAGUUGGAAACUUGUUUUCCACUUCUAAUUAAGAUGAGUUUCCAUACUGUUCCGGAUCGUGCCUCCGGUGCUGUUAUGUUGAAGAAAUUAGAGUUUUCAUACAGUUUGAUCAAAGCUUCAAACUCGUGGCCUCAGGCUGAUGUUCGAGGGAAAAACCCAACUACAUCGGCGUUGACAGUAAAGAAUCUCUGACCACUGAUUAUAUUGAUGCAUCAUGUGUUGAUGCUGGUAACUGUUAGAUAUGAUGAGCUGCAUCCUUGUGCGAGAAUCUGCAGGACAUAAUGAGCUGCAUCCUUAUGCUUCCCAUGGUGGUUACAAUUAGAGCAAACAAAGGGGGGACUGCCUUCAGGCCUUGGCCUGAGAUGAGCUCUCAGUCCACAACUUACAUUGAAGUGCUUGCGAUCUUUAAACUUGCAUUGCAUAAUCAGAAAAGUUCAUGGUGGGUUCUGUUGCAUAGCAAAUAGCAACUUGGUCAGAUUAUAGAAAGCUGCGGUCAUGACAGUGUGAGAACUGAUGGACAGCAGAAAAGUGACUACUCAGGCCCAAGAUUCUACAACUUGGGCACUCGUCUUACGCAAGAUCGCCACAGUUGUCAGCACAUCCCAGUCUGACCCACGUUUCUCAACAGUGACAGCACCAUUUGUCUUUUAUUUUUUUGUUUGAUUCUGUUGUUUCCUCCGAACGUUUUGAGGAGCAUACGUAUGUAUUUGGUAUGUCUUGUUGCUUGUGCAGGCAGAGCUGUACAUUCUCGCACGCACUUGCGCUACUGGCUAUUGUGUAUCUGAUUCGUAAUUCUCGAGUUUUCGCGUCCAUCGUCACUGUUAUCGGUGUACCACCAUUUGACAACAACCAACAUUAUGAUCAAUAAAUUCGUUCCCAUCGUUGCCA
Nymphaea colorata (pocket water lily) is the source of this 5112-nucleotide messenger RNA. Its product is annotated as elongator complex protein 1. The transcript has 7 exons. Gene Ontology annotation, molecular function: tRNA binding; protein binding. The record is from RefSeq and is a predicted model, not a curated record. Lineage: Eukaryota; Viridiplantae; Streptophyta; Magnoliopsida; Nymphaeales; Nymphaeaceae. Gene Ontology annotation, cellular component: cytosol; elongator holoenzyme complex. The coding region runs from base 8 to 4138 and encodes 1376 amino acids. Gene Ontology annotation, biological process: tRNA wobble base 5-methoxycarbonylmethyl-2-thiouridinylation.